CGUUGUCAAGAAGGCACGUUUGGCAGAGGUUUUGCCUGGAACUCAGCUGGAACAGUUAGGAGCCGCGUGUGAUUGCUCCUUUAAUGUGGCGUCCUCCUUACUGCCCCCUCCCCAUGGCCCCCCCGGGAAGCAGGUCCUCCAAACUGAAGCUGGGGAAACUAAGGGUGGUGCGACAGCAGCUCCUACAGCGAUACGAGCACCAGCCGUUUAUUUCCUGCCUGGCAGGGCUGUACGGAUGCCAGUGGAGGCGGUACCAGCGCACACGGGCACAGCCGGGAGACUGCUGCUGCAGUAAGCUGGAAUGUGGCUCUUUUAUCCUCGUCAUACUCACAUUCUGUCUCAGUCUGGUUUUCCUCUAUUUCUGGAGCCAAGCACAGAAUGACUACAAUGACUUUGACUGGUUCAACUUUGGGAAUCUGGGCUUCUGGUUUCCGUGGGCCCUGGUUUUGUUGGUCAUUGCUGCGGCAUUUUUCACCUAUAUCACCGUGCUGUUGUUGUUAGCAGUGUGUCUACUUAUGGAAGGACAGAGGCUGUGUCUACACUGGGGUCAUAAGAUCGGGGUUCUGUUGACUUUGGUGUUUUCCGCUGUGGCCACCGCUGUGCUGUCAGACUUAUGGAGCAAAGAGUGGCAGACUCUCCUCUUGUCUUUCCAGGUGACAGCGCCGUAUCUGCAUUUGGGAGGAGUAUUUUUAAUGUCCCUCAUAUCCUGGCCUGUCGCUUUUCAUUUUUUCCGCCUGAACAUGAGAGUGAGACGAAUGGCUGUCCUGCUGCUGUAUGGAGCUGUUCUGUGUGCUCUGUACCUGGUCCCUCUGGGCAUGUACUCUCCCUGUAUUAAGGAGAGGAACACUCUGGGACCACGGCCUACUCUAAUUGGACACCGGGGAGCACCAAUGCUCGCUCCAGAGAACACAUACAUGUCCUUUGAGAAAGUGGUCGAGGCUAGAGGGGAUGGACUGGAAACUGACGUCACCAUUAGUUACGAUGGAGUGCCCUUCCUCAUGCAUGACAAGGACCUGAGAAGGACAACCAACGUGGAGGAUGUGUUCCCUGACCGGGCAAAGACCCCGGCUGCCAUGUUUACCUGGGAGGAACUGGAAAUGCUCAAUGCUGGAUCAUGGUUCUUCUCUCAAGACCCGUUUGGGACGGCAUCCUCCCUUAACCCUGAGCAGAGGUCACGGGCGGCGAAUCAGUCAGUCUGUACACUGAAAGAUUUCCUAGACUUGGCUGCACAGCAUGGGAAACUAGUGAUCUUUGACCUUUAUCGGCCUCCGAGGGGUCAUCCGUACAGAGACACAUGGAUCUUUCGCACUCUGGAGGUCAUCCGGAAUGAGUCGUCCAUCAACUCCAGUCAGGUUUUGUGGUUGCCUCCGGAACUCAGAGAGCUGGUUGAGGAAAUGGAUCCUGACUUUCAGCAGACAUCAGGAAGCAUGGCCUCAGUGGAAGAACUUCAGGAGAACCACAUCGUCAAACUCAACCUUCACUACACCACCAUGUCUGAGCAGCUCAUCAGUAAAUAUGCGUCUGCAAACAUCUCCACUAACCUGUAUGUAGUGAGUGAACCGUGGCUGUAUUCUCUCGCCUGGUGCGCAGGGGCCCAAUCUGUCACUACCAACGCUGUACAAACCCUUACAAAGCUGCCCCGCCCAUUCUUCCUAAUGACACCAGAGGAUUACAUGCUCAUGUGGAUAUUAACAGACAUUGUGUCCUUCAUCCUCAUUCUCAGUGUUUUCGUCUUUCACUGGUGGAGGGAGCGUGGAUUGGCUCUGUGCUAUGAUGGCACUCAGGUUCUUGAAAAUGGAACCUAUGUUCAGUUCAGGACAGAGGCGAAUGACGUGUGGUCCAUAUCCACGGCCAACAGUCACAGACAAACGGAGAACCCAUAUGCCGACGUUAACGUCACAGUCAUCUCUCAGGGGAAGCAGUUUUUGCAAUGAGGCAGGAGGGUUUGAAAGGUCUCAGACUGCCCUUUCGCUCACACUGCAGACCGACGUGCAGUUAUACAGACUGGUAUGGAGCAGCCAGGCAACACCGGGGGUACGCCCGUAACGGCCUGGACUGAGCGCUGUAGGUUUGGGUAUUAAAUGGAGAAAUUUGCGCAAACCUUCAUUACUGUUAGAUCCAAAUCAUGUGCCAUUGUCUGUAGUGUUGGCAGGUGUCACAGUCUCUGGAAAUCAGUGCAACGAACAGGUAUAUGUAAUUGUAACUUAUCGUUUUUACAGAGUUGGUUCUUAACCUGGGGUCUAUGGACGGUCCACAAAUACCAGGGCAAAAAAUUCUCACUGGCAGCAUUAAAAAGCAAGUCACUUAGAGCACAUUGGGGUACAUGCAAUUCAGAGAGAGCUGCUCAAUGAAUCACAAGUUCUGUUAUUUCCCAUUAAUCAAUGCAUUCAAAACUCCAACCUGCCGGAAGAAAUCAUGGCAAGAGCAUAGGGGACAAAAUGUAUGAGCUGAAAAGUGUCUGAAAGACAAUGAGACAGAUUGGCAUGAAUUAGCUUCUGCAGAGUUAGCCAACUGUGUGACCUUAGCCGAGACUGACAGAGCCCUCUGGUAUGUGGUAAGACCCUCGCAUGUCUGAUGUCACCGGCUCCAGACCUUAGGGAUACUGGGACUGGGAUCUUAGGGA
This is a messenger RNA of Chanos chanos (milkfish), 2623 nucleotides long. Its product is annotated as glycerophosphodiester phosphodiesterase domain-containing protein 5-like. Bases 84 to 1934 code for a protein of 616 amino acids. Gene Ontology annotation, biological process: lipid metabolic process. Gene Ontology annotation, cellular component: membrane. The transcript has 16 exons. NCBI's taxonomy places the organism in Eukaryota, Metazoa, Chordata, Actinopteri, Gonorynchiformes, Chanidae. The record is from RefSeq and is a predicted model, not a curated record. Gene Ontology annotation, molecular function: glycerophosphodiester phosphodiesterase activity.